Messenger RNA from Symbiodinium natans, 3039 nucleotides. The record is from the annotation of a GenBank genome assembly. Lineage: Eukaryota; Dinophyceae; Suessiales; Symbiodiniaceae.
AUGGCCGAAGCGCCGAUGCCCUCCGCCAUCUUGUACUCGGCCUUGGGCAAUCCGAAAGAGGGAUUCCCAGGCUACUGCGCUUCGCACCAACCAGACUGGACGGGGUCGCAGUCCGAAUCAUGGCCCGGCCGUCAUCCCGAGGUCUACAGCCCCUUCCGCGUGGGCCGCUUGCGUGCCGAGCGGCUCAGCGACGGCCGGGGCCGAGGCCUUGCUGCGGGCGUGGACGUGGAGGCGCGCGAGGCCAUCUGCUCAAAUCAGCCGCCUCUCUCCAUACUCCAGUACAGCGACUCACAGAGCCUCUGCGAGGUCUGCACCCACUGCCACCGCUUCUGUGGAAGCUUGGCUUCUGCGCUCCGGAAGUGCCUUGAGGUGGCCAAGGCAGGGAGCCUGGAGGACCACCUCGAGGAUCCCAAGCUGAUUGCCGACCUCGAGGGCCCCGAGUGGCAGCUGCGCGGCCGGGUGCCCUGUGAGAAUGGCUGCGGCGCCGUCUUCUGCAGCGAGGCCUGCGCGGAGGCGGGGCGGCGUCAGGGCUGGCAUCGCGUCCUCUGCGUGGACCUGACGCCGCAGCAGCGGCAGGUCUGGAAGUGCUUCCAGCAAUACUCCGUAAAGUACCACGAGCAGUUCAUCGCCGCAGCCCGGGUCAUUGCCGAGAUCAUCUGUCUGGUGAAGUACUCCAACGUGGAGCUGUGGGAGGCCAUGGCAUACUUCAGCCGAUUCAUGAAGAUGUCCUGGCUGAACAUGCAGAGCAUGCCCUCCAUGUCCGCCUGUCAGGCGGGGCCCCUCCGCGGGAAGCUGGCGGCCAUGGCCCAGGGAAGGCGGGAGCGACGACAACAGGUGGUCCUUGCCUCGCUGGAGCUUCUGGUCGCCAUCCUCUGGGAGGAGCAAUGGUCGGAAGUGUUGUCUUUGGACUACUACUCCAACCUGAUCGGGCAGUUCUCCCUCUCAAACGUGUGGGUGCAGAUUGAGCACCCCUUGAAUGAGCAGCUGCAGGAGAGGUGUAGGGAUGAGGUCUUCCGAAAGUCCUACGGGGGCCUGGUCCGGGCUUGUCAGGAGGCCUUGCAGAAGCUUCGUGCCAGCAGUGAGGAGCCGGAUGUGAAGAAUCCGGAGGAAACGGCCCCCAGCAGGAAGGAUGGCGAGGAGCCCUUCAAUCUCCCGAGGUUUGAGGGCAGUGCCCUCUACCCCUGCGUGGCCCUCUCGAAUCAUUCCUGCCAGCCCAACUUCACCAUGCGCUAUGCCGAUGGCUGCUUCGCCGACAUGGUGGCCCUCCGUAAGGUGCGGGCGGGGGACGAGCUGAACCUCGCCUACGUCUCCCCGUCCACGCCCCUGCCGGAGCGCGUCGCCGCGCUUUGGAGGAACUGGGGCUUCGUCUGCACCUGCCGCCGCUGCCAGGACGAGGUGAUGGUCCGUGCCGUGAAGGGCGACGGCGAUGGCGGUGAUGGAGACGGUGAGCGAAGCCAGCCCGAAGACACGGAGAAGGACGAGGAGAAGCGGGAGAUCGGACGACCGGAUGGAGGCUACCCGUCAAACCUGCCAAAGUUUGGCAACGUGCCAGGGAUCCAGCUCUCCCCCGCAGGCCUGGCGGCAGCCUUGGCCGUCCGCAAGGCCCGUGCUGCCCGCGCCGACACCACCGGCACCCCGUCUGAGAGCAGCGGGGACGAGGGCAGCGAGGACUCGGAGGGCAGUGAGGAAGAGUCCGACUCCGAUGCCAGCGAAGAGGAUGCGGGCGUGAGCCAGGCGCGGAACGCUCCCUUCAGUGGUCCCUUCGGGUCCACUGCUGUUCCCCCCAGCGUGAGGAUGCUUGAAGCAGCCAUGCGCGACCUGGUGGCCGACAUCGCCGACGAGGAGGCAGGCAGCCAGCGGGGGCAAGCCCAGGCACUUGAGACGAGCGCUGAGGUGCAGCUGGGUGCGGCCCAAGGCCUCCUCCAAGCACAGGUGGAGGUGAACCGAACGCAGCUCCUGACGCAAGACAACGAGUCCGAUCUCGGGCCCACCUCUACAAAGUUGUUGCCGGCGCUUGUUGCGUACGCCAAGCACCGUCCGCUGCACUCGGGCAUGACUGAGUGCGCCUGUGCGGCUGGCGGCUUGCUUCUCAUGCUGUACCUGGCCUUCUAUUUGAAGCAAUUGGUGGAGGAGUACGAGGAGAAGGCAACACCUCGCUGCCCGCCGUGGUUCUGCAACAGCAAGCUCAUCAUGCAGGUGGGCGGCGGGGUCAUCUUUGCAUGGGCCUCGGUUGGCAUUGCCGCAUUCAUGUACGUCUUCGAACUCGCCGUUUUGGGCGACACCAGGAAGCUGAAGUUGGAGGAGGCGAUCUACUUCUGCGUGGAGAUCAUCACCACGGUGGGCUACGGGGACGUGGCGCCCUCAACCCAAGCUGGUCAGGUCUUCCUGGCAGCGUACUCGGUGAUCGGCUGCAGCAUUGUUGCGGUGGUCUUCUCCCUGGUUUUCAACUUCUGCCUUGGCAACCAGCGACAGCUCACGCCAAGCUUGGCGCACUCCGCAGCGGCGGCAGCAGCAGCUCGUGGCCCACGCGGCAGCCGGCAGCGCUACGCGGCUGCCGCGCGGACGCUGUGGCCGCUGGCGGCAGCGCUGGCAUCCGGCACGGCCUUCUAUGCUUGCUUCCCUGGUGAGGAGAAGACGCUCUGGGAGGCGUUCUACUUCUCCUUGCAGACGCUCACCACUGUUGGGUUUGGGGAUGUCUAUCCCGUCACGCGUGGGGGCCGAGCAUUUGCGACGGUUUGGAUGCUGCUUGGAGUCACUGCUGCAGCAAACACCAUCGUGACGCUUACCGAUGCCAUUCUCAAGUAUCGGAAAGAGCUUCGGGCAGACAACAUGAGCAAGGAGCUGCUCCUGCAGAUGAGCCAGGAUGGCUCCGGCAAGGUGCAGAAGCUGGAUUUCCUGUGUUACGAGCUCGUCCGCCGGGGCAUCUGCGACAGCGAAGAGCUGAGUGACGUCCUGAACCUCUUCGUCCAGCUCGAUCACCAAGGAGCUGGCUUCCUCCGGGCUCAAGACCUUGAGAGCCUCCCUGCGAAGCCUUCGUGA